ACAUAUUGACAGAAAUCAACAGGGAUUUUUAGGUUAUUUCGAGUCUUGCUGCUGUCAAUUUUUUUCUUUCCUAGAAGAAGAAAAGGGGCCCCAUAAAUUGACUUUGCUGCACUAAUUAAUCAGUCAUGUCUUUCCCGACGAAGGAAGAUCGCAACUUGUGUUGGAGUGCUCGGGAUCGGUAUUGGGAAUGUUUAAAUAAAAACGGAAUAAUAGAUAGUAAAGAUGACAGAGGACCGUGUCUCGAAUUCAGAAAACUGUACGAAAAGUCGUGCUCAGCUCAGUGGGUUAAGCAUUUUGAUAGAAGACGGAAUUAUCUGCAGUUCAAGGAAAAAAUAGAAAAACAUGGGUACGAACCGCUUGAUGAAAGAAGCCAAGAACAUUAGCUUAUUUUGUUUAUUAAUAUUAGUAUAAAUUGCUUUGUAAAUAGUGUGGUUAACUUUAAAUAAAACUAAUCAGACUGUAA
This is a messenger RNA of Tribolium madens (black flour beetle), 463 nucleotides long. Its product is annotated as cytochrome c oxidase assembly factor 6 homolog. Gene Ontology annotation, cellular component: mitochondrion; respiratory chain complex IV. The transcript is spliced from 2 exons. NCBI's taxonomy places the organism in Eukaryota, Metazoa, Arthropoda, Insecta, Coleoptera, Tenebrionidae. The coding region runs from base 126 to 383 and encodes 85 amino acids. Gene Ontology annotation, biological process: respiratory chain complex IV assembly. The record is from RefSeq and is a predicted model, not a curated record.